AUGAUCAGUAACCUUAAGCUUGGAGUAGAAGUAGUGAGUGCACACAAUUUAUUACCAAAAGAUGGUCAAGGCUCAUCUAGUGCCUUUGUGGAGCUAUACUUCGAUGGACAAAGACAUCGUACAACCAUUAAAGAGAAAGAUCUAAAUCCAGUUUGGAACGAGACUUUCUUCUUCAACAUCUCAGACCCUUCCAAUCUCCAUUACCUUUCUCUGGAUGUCAACGUGUUUAACAAUGUCAGAGCCACCAACUCACGCUCCUUCCUCGGAAAAAUCAGCCUCACCGGAACUUCCUUCGUCCCUUACACAGACGCCGUCGUUUUCCACUACCAUCUAGAGAAACGCGGCUUCUUAUCUCGUGUCAGAGGAGAGCUCGGUCUCAAAGUCUACGUUACAGAUGAAGCCACCGUAAAAUCCUCACUCAAUACUAAUCAUUCCGGCACCCCUGUCGAUCAAGCAGGUCAUGAAAACCCGACUCGGAAAGUCGCGUCUCGGCAUACUUUUCAUCAUUUACCUAAUCAAACUCAUCACCACAGUGAUCACUCCUCUUCCUCCGCCAUUGUCACCCCCACGGCUUCAACUGCAACUCUUCCUCAUCUUGACCCUCACGCUCACCAUAAUGCCGCCAAAUACGGUGUUAUGGAUGAGAUGAUGAAACAUCCUGAGCAACAGCAGCCUGCGAAGCUAGUCCGGAUGUACUCGGCUACGCAGCCGAUGGACUACGCUUUAAAGGAAACUAGUCCAUUUCUGGGCGGCGGAAGAGUUGUCGGCGGUCGCGUGGUUCGUGGCGGAGACAAGACCUCCAGCACUUACGAUCUAGUCGAGAGAAUGUAUUUUCUGUACGUGAGAGUUGGGAAGGCUCGUGAGCUUCCGGCUAUGGACAUUACGGGGAGUUUAGAUCCGUUUGUCGAAGUCAAGAUCGGAAACUAUAAAGGGAUAACGAAACAUUUUGAUAAGAAACAAAAUCCGGAAUGGAAUCAGGUUUUCGCAUUCUCGAAGGACAGAAUGCAAGCUUCGGUACUUGAAGUUGUGGUCAAAGAUAAAGAUUUAGUCAAAGACGAUUUCGUUGGUAUUGUGAGAUUUGAUAUUAACGAAAUCCCACUCCGAGUUCCUCCUGAUAGUCCUUUGGCUCCGGAAUGGUACAGACUUGAGGAUAAGAAAGGGGAGAAAAUCAAAGGUGAGCUUAUGUUAGCUGUUUGGAUCGGGACUCAAGCAGACGAAUCAUUUUCUGACGCGUGGCAUUCCGAUGCUGCUACUCCCAUUGAUUAUUCCUCCUCAGCCGUUUCCUCCACGAUUCGUUCCAAAGUCUAUCAUUCCCCAAGACUUUGGUACGUUCGAGUCAACGUAAUCGAAGCUCACGAUUUGAUUCCAACUGAAAGGAAUCGCUUUCCCGAUGCUUAUGUAAAAGUCCAAAUCGGUCACCAAGUUCUCAAAACGAAGCCGUUUCAAGCUCGGACACUUAAUGCCCUUUGGAAUGAGGAUAUGCUGUUUGUAGCCUCGGAGCCGUUCGAGGACCAUUUGGUAAUUACGGUUGAGGACCGAGUCGGUCCAGGAAAGGAUGAGAUUAUUGGGAGAGUCAUCUUACCGUUGAAUGUCAUUGACAGACGCGCCGAUGACCGUCCGAUUCAUUCUCGGUGGUUUAAUCUCGAGAAGGCGGUUGCUGUUGAUAUUGAUCAACUGAAGAGAGAGAAAUUCUCGAGCCGAAUCCACCUCCGAGUUUGCCUUGACGGCGGUUACCACGUGCUCGACGAGUCAACUCACUACAGCAGCGAUCUUCGUCCCACGGCGAAACAGCUGUGGAAGCCACCGAUCGGAGUUUUGGAACUCGGUAUCUUGAACGCUUCGGGGCUCCACCCGAUGAAAACCCGAGACGGAAGAGGAACAUCAGAUACCUACUGUGUAGCCAAAUACGGUCAUAAAUGGAUCAGGACCCGAACAUUGGUGGAUCAUUUAAAUCCGAAAUACAACGAACAGUACACGUGGGAGGUAUUCGACCCGGCCACCGUUCUAACUAUCGGAGUCUUCGACAACAGCCAGAUCAGCAACGAAAAAGACGGACCCAAAAAGGAUUUGAAAAUAGGUAAAGUCAGGAUCCGAAUCUCUACUCUUGAAACGGGUCGGAUUUACACCCAUUCGUACCCGUUACUGGUACUACACCCGACUGGGGUCAAGAAAAUGGGCGAGCUCCACUUAGCCAUCCGAUUCUCUUGCACAAAUUUCGUUAACAUGCUUUACGCCUACUCAAAACCGUUACUCCCCAAAAUGCAUUACGUCAGACCCUUCAGCGUUAUGCAGCUCGACUUAUUACGCCACCAAGCCGUUAAUAUAGUAGCGGCGCGGCUAGGGCGAGCCGAGCCGCCGCUGAGAAAAGAAGUGGUCGAGUACAUGUCUGACGUGGACUCUCACUUAUGGAGCAUGAGACGGAGCAAGGCUAACUUUUUCCGAUUAAUGACGGUCUUCGGCGGAGUUUUCGCUGUUGGAAAAUGGUUCGGAGAUAUCUGCACGUGGAAAAAUCCGAUAACGACUGUUUUAGUGCACGUGCUUUAUUUAAUGCUGGUUUGUUUUCCGGAAUUGAUUCUUCCCACGGCGUUUCUCUACAUGUUUUUGAUCGGAAUCUGGAACUACCGGUACCGGCCGAAGUACCCUCCUCAUAUGAACACGAGGAUUUCUCAGGCGGAGGCGGUCCACCCGGACGAGAUGGACGAGGAGUUCGACACUUUCCCGACGACUAGGAACCCUGAGAUUGUGAGGAUGAGAUACGACAGGUUGAGGAGUGUCGCUGGAAGGAUUCAGACUGUCGUCGGUGACGUGGCGACUCAAGGGGAGAGAAUGCAUUCCUUGCUGAGCUGGAGGGAUCCAAGGGCUUCAGCCAUGUUCGUUAGUUUCUGCCUCUUGGCUGCUUUGAUUCUCUACGUUACGCCGUUUCAAGUGAUAGCUGCUCUAGCAGGAUUCUUCGUUAUGCGCCACCCUAGGUUUCGCCACCGGUUACCGCCGGUUCCGGUCAAUUUCUUCCGCCGGUUGCCUGCCAGGACUGAUAGUAUGUUGUAAUACUUGGAAGUUGGAAUAGUACCAUGCAAUAAUGGAGGUCAUAUGUUUUUUCUACUUCUUUAUAUAAAUAUAUAUAAUAUGAAUGGGGUAUUAUUUUUGUUUGUUAUAAUUUGUAACAUGUAACACUUCACAUGUUUCUAGUUUUGUUUUUAAUUAGUACACCACUCUGGAACUUAUAAGUAUAGUACCUUAGUUUGCUUCAUAAAUAUUAUUACUAUAAAUUAAAGAUUUUUCUUAUUUCAUAUUUUGAUCA
Molecule: messenger RNA, 3298 nt
Organism: Cannabis sativa
Lineage: Eukaryota; Viridiplantae; Streptophyta; Magnoliopsida; Rosales; Cannabaceae
Product: multiple C2 domain and transmembrane region protein 7
Exons: 2
Coding region: 1-3045 (1014 amino acids)
Source: RefSeq, a predicted model, not a curated record